This is a messenger RNA of Protopterus annectens (West African lungfish), 1411 nucleotides long. It is a transcript of the gene RFC5, whose product is annotated as replication factor C subunit 5. Gene Ontology annotation, biological process: DNA repair; DNA-templated DNA replication. Gene Ontology annotation, molecular function: ATP binding; DNA binding; ATP hydrolysis activity. NCBI's taxonomy places the organism in Eukaryota, Metazoa, Chordata, Ceratodontiformes, Protopteridae. Gene Ontology annotation, cellular component: nucleus; DNA replication factor C complex. The record is from RefSeq and is a predicted model, not a curated record.
AUCUCGCGUUAUUCGACUUCUGCUCAGGCUCUCGCGCCUGAAUUCGUCUUACCUAACUGUGUUAUGUUUAUUUGGAUUUGACGUUACUUGCAUGUAGUUUUGUGUUCAGUGUCUUUUAGCACACGUAGCAGUAUGUCAUCUUCUGGAAAAUCACAGCGAGAUUUGCAGAGUAAAAACCUGCCGUGGGUGGAAAAAUAUCGACCACAGACAUUAAAUGAUUUAAUUUCCCACCAGGACAUCCUUAGUACAAUUCAAAAGUUUAUCAGUGAAGACAGACUGCCUCACCUAUUGUUCUAUGGGCCUCCUGGGACAGGGAAGACCUCCACCAUUCUGGCCUGUGCCAAACAGCUGUAUGGAGAACGAGAGUUUAAUUCCAUGGUUUUGGAGCUGAAUGCCUCUGAUGAUCGAGGUAUUGAUAUUGUACGAGGACCAAUCCUGAAUUUUGCAAGUACAAGGACUAUUUUUAAGAAAGGUUUUAAGCUGGUCAUCCUGGAUGAAGCUGAUGCCAUGACACAGGAUGCUCAGAAUGCCCUUCGAAGAGUGAUAGAGAAGUUUACUGAGAACACACGGUUCUGUUUGAUAUGUAAUUAUUUGUCAAAGAUCAUCCCGGCAUUGCAGUCUCGAUGUACGAGGUUCCGAUUUGGUCCACUCACUCCUGAACUGAUGAUUCCAAGGUUGAAGUACGUCAUUGCGGAGGAGAGGGUUGAUAUUACUGAAGAUGGAAUGAAAGCCAUUGUGACGCUGUCCAGUGGGGAUAUGCGUCGUGCCCUCAAUAUUCUACAGAGUACCUAUAUGGCAUAUGAAAAAGUUUCAGAGGAUACUGUUUAUACCUGUACUGGCCAUCCCUUGAGGUCGGAUAUUUCAAGUAUUCUUGACUGGAUGUUAAACAAGGACUUCACUACAGCUUACAAAAAUAUAAUGCAGUUGAAAACCCUGAAGGGGCUGGCCUUACAUGACAUACUGAUGGAGGUUCACACAUACGUACACAGAGGCACAGGCUGGCUUCUGGGACAAGUGAGAAGAUUCAGUUAAGUUCCCUCAUUGCUGCAUUCCAGGUGGCACGUGACAUGGUCGUGGCUGAAGCUUAGAUGUGAAAGAUGAUUGCGUAUUCGGAUAUAAUGAUGGAGAACAGCCCUUACAUGACUGUCCUGCUGAAUGUACAUAGCUCAUUUGGACUAUGAAUUACAUCUGAACUGUACUGUACACUUAGAAGAAGUAAUGAUUCCUGUGGAAAUGUUAAAUUCAUAUUUCUUUGUACAGUGAGUUAUGGCAUUCACACCAAAGUUCUACAUAUGGUCAGAAUGUUGUCAUUUCUUCUUGUAACAGACUAAUGAAGAAGAGUGUCUUUAAUUCAGAAUAAUUGUAAAUAAAUGUUCUAAGAAUUUUGGCAGUAAAAUUAUUAUUUUUUUAA